GCCAUUCCCCAUGGAAGUGGAAUUAUGCGAGAUUUAACAGCUCAAGUGACGAGUGGUCUUCUGCAAUUCCCAGAAGUGACUAUUCAAGCCCUUGGAGAAGAUGAAAUAACAUUAGAAUCUGUGCUUCGUGGCAGGUUUGCUUCAGGGAAAAAUGGACUUGCUUGCUUGGCUUGUGGUCCACAACUUGAAGUAGUGAACUCUGUGACAGGAGAGCGGUUAUCUGCGUAUAGAUUCAGUGGAGUAAAUGAACAGACUCCUAUAGUGCUAGCAGUGAAAGAAUUCUCUUGGCAGAAGAGAACUGGAUUGUUAAUAGGACUAGAAGAAUCAGAAGGCAGUGUUCUCUGUCUUUAUGACCUUGGUAUAUCAAGAGUGGUUAAAGCAGUUGUUCUUCCUGGAAGGGUAACAGCUAUUGAACCUAUAAUUAAUCAUGGAGGAGCCAGUGCAAGCACUCAGCAUUUACAUCCAAGUCUGCGAUGGCUUUUUGGCGUGGCAGCUGUGGUAACUGAUGUUGGACAGAUCCUUCUUAUUGACCUGUGUUUGGAUGACCUGUCAUGUAGUCAAAAUGAAGUAGAGGCGUCAGACCUCGAAGUUAUAACUGGUGUCCCAGCUGAAGUCCCGCACGUCAGGGAAAGUGUGAUGAGAGAAGGACGACACCUGUGCUUCCAGUUAGUGAGUCCAUCAGGAACGGCCGUCUCCACUCUCAGUUACAUAAGCAGGACAAAUCAGCUUGCUGUUGGCUUUUCUGAUGGCUACCUAGCACUUUGGAAUAUGAAAAGUAUGAAAAGAGAGUACUAUACACAAUUAGAAGGUGGAAGAGUUCCUGUAUAUGCUGUUACUUUUCAAGAACCUGAGAAUGAUCCUCGUAAUUGCUGUUACUUGUGGGCUGUUCAGUCUACACAAGAUAGUGAAGGAGAUGUUUUGAGUUUGCAUCUGCUUCAGCUGGCCUUUGGUGAUAGAAAGUGUUUGGCAUCAGGACAAAUCUUAUAUGAGGGGUUAGAGUACUGUGAAGAAAGAUAUACGCUGGACCUGACAGGUGGCAUGUUUCCUUUGAGGGGAGAGGCUAGCAAUACCAAAUUGUUGGGAUGCCAGAGUAUAGAGAAAUUUCGAUCUCAUGGCGACAGGGAGGAAAGCAUGAGUGAAGCCCUGUCUCCUGAUACUAGUGUUUCAGUUUUUACAUGGCAGGUGAAUAUAUAUGGACAGGGAAAGCCUUCCAUAUAUUUGGGGCUUUUUGACAUAAAUCGUUGGUAUCAUGCACAAAUGCCGGAUUCGUUAAGAUCGGGAGAAUACCUACAUAAUUGCUCUUAUUUUGCAUUGUGGUCAUUGGAUUCUGUUGUAAAUAGGACUUCUCCACAUUACAUUUUGGAUAUCUUAGUACAUGAGAGAAGUUUAAGUCGAGGAGUUCCUCCUUCAUAUCCACCUCCUGAGCAGUUUUUUAACCCAAGUACCUAUAAUUUUGAUGCCACUUGUUUGUUAAACUCAGGAGUCAUUCAUAUAACUUGUACUGGCUUUCAGAAGGAGACUUUGACAUUUUUAAAGAAAUCCGGACCAUCACUUAAUGAAGUCAUUCCUGAUGGUUAUAAUCGAUGUCUUGUUGCUGGUCUUCUCUCACCAAGACUUAUUGAUAUUCAGCCUUCCAGUUUAAGUCAAGAAGAGCAGUUAGAAGCUAUAUUGUCAGCAGCAAUUCAGACAAGUUCCCUAGGGCUUUUGACUGGUUGUAUCAAAAGGUGGAUAACAGAAGAGCAACCAAAUUCUGCUGCUAAUUUGCGUUUUGUUCUUGAGUGGACAUGGAAUAAAGUCGUUCUCACGAAAGAGGAAUUUGAUAGACUAUGUAUACCUUUAUUUGAUGGCUCAUGUCGUUUCAUCGAUCCACAAAUUAUACAAUCUCUUCAGCAGUGCCAUUUGCUUCUAAGCAACCUGAAUACAGUCUUAAGCUGUUUUGCAACAGAGGCCCAGGAGAUCACUGAGAGAGGAAUGAUGGACUUAAGCAAUAAGUGUAUGGUUACCCACCUCAUCUGUCAAUAUGCACAAGUGGUUCUUUGGUUCUCUCAUUCUGGCCUUUUACCAGAAGCCUUAGAUGAUGCUGUGCAGUUGUCAAGGUUAUGCUACAACUACCCUGUAAUUCAGAACUACUAUACCAAUCGUCGACAGAAGUGUGAGCGUUUAUCAAGAGGGAAGUGGAACCCAGAUUGCUUGAUGAUUGAUGGAAUGGUUUCUCAGUUAGGAGAUCGAGUUGAGAAGCUGUGGAAACGUGAUGAAGGAGGCACAGGAAAAUAUCCUCCUACUAGUCUGCAUGCAUUACUUGACAUAUACCUAUUAGACAACGUUUCUGAAGCAAGCAAACACUCUGUUACCAUUUAUUUACUACUUGAUAUUAUGUAUUCCUUUCCAAACAAAACGGAUACUUCCAUUGAAUCUUUUCCAACUGCCUUUGCCAUUUCUUGGGGCCAGGUUAAACUUAUUCAAGGAUUUUGGCUGAUAGAUCAUAAUGACUAUGAGAGUGGUUUGGAUCUCCUUUUUCACCCAGCUACUGCAAAACCUGUGCCCUGGCAACAUUCAAAGAUCAUCCAAGCCUUUAUGAGUCAGGGCGAGCACAGACAAGCCCUCAGGUAUAUUCAGACAAUGAAGCCAACCGUGUCCAGUGGUAGUGAUGUGAUCCUCCACCUCACCGUUCUGCUUUUUAAUAGGUGCAUGGUUGAAGCCUGGAGUUUGUUGCGACAGCACUCUAACAGGUUGAAUAUAGAGGAAUUGCUAAAGCAUACGUAUGAAGUCUGUCAAGAAAUGGGCUUAAUGGAGGAUUUACUGAAGUUACCAUUUACGGAGACUGAGCAGGAAUGUUUAGUGAAAUUUUUGCAGUCCAGCACCAGCAUUCAGAAUCAGGAGUUCCUUUUAGUUCACCAUUUGCAACGUGCCAAUUAUAUUCCUGCCUUGAAGUUGAACCAAACUCUGAAGAUUAAUCUUAUGAAUGAUCGUGAUCCUCAUUUGCGGGAGAGAUCAGUGGCUCGAAAUUCUAUAUUGGACCAGUAUGGAAAAAUCCUUCCCAGAGUCCAGCGAAAGUUAGCUAUUGAGCGAACUAAGCCCUACCAUCUGUCAACAUCAUCAAUUUUUCGAGAAGUUUCUAGACCCAAACCAUUAUCAGCAGUUCCAAAGCAAGCUGUAACAGGGACUAUAUUAACGAGAUCCGUUUUCAUUAAUAAUGUGUUAUCUAAAAUUGGAGAGGUAUGGGCAAGCAAAGAACCUAAACAUACAGUAUCACCUUACAAAAGUCUUAAAAUAGAAGAACCAUCUGCUAUAGUAUAUUCACUUCCAGAUCCUGAGGUGCCUGAGGCAUUUGUUGGAACGCCAAUUUCAAAAGCAUCACAAAAAAUUUCUAGACUACUGGAUUUGGUUGUUCAACCUGUCCCCCGGCCUUCUCAGUGUUUGGGGUUGAUUCAGCAAACACCCACAAGAUCUCCUUUGUACCUAGCAAGCAGUUCAUUGCCUUUAAGUUUACACUUGCAAGGAUCAUGCCAGUAUACCUCCAGAGCUUCAGAAUUACGUUUACUUGAAACCCCUCUAGUGGUAAAGAAAGCUAAAACUUUAGCUAUGUCAGUUAGUUCUGCUGGAUUUGCCGAGUUCACGCCUCACUCCAUCCUAAGGUCUGGUCUUCGAACAACACCUUUAGCUUCUCCCUCUCUGUCACCUGGGAGGUCUCUUACUCCUCCUCUACGACUUAAAGAAACUAGAAUUUCAUUCAUGGAAGAAGACAUGAACACAUGGGCUGCUGGAGCUACAGAUGACAACAAAAUCAAAGUGUUUGUUAGUACACCUUUCCUUAAAUGUGGAGUUUCGGCAGAAACUGAAUGGCGGAAGAAUAAAGAUAAGACCACGUCUUUUUGUCUGAAUAGCCCUGAAAAGGACUAUCAAGAAAUGGAUGUGACGUCACAGGAUACCUCCCAACCAACUUUAGAUAAACUGGAUGUGAGCAAAGAAAACAGCAGUGCCUCGGCCAGAUCAGACCAGACAUCCUUAGAGUAUCAGGAUGCACCAUUACCAGAAGACUUUGAAGAUACUGUUCUCAUUGCCUCUGAGCCAGCAAGCUCUUCCACUCAAGUAAUUACUAAUUUAACUGAACAGACUGAGAAGGAGGAAGUUAAAGAGUCAGAAGUAACUCCUCGAGGUCUGGAGAAACAGUUAGGUACUGUAGAAGAUUCAGCAGCAAAGGACCUCAUAGUUACAGAGGAGGCAUUUUCAGAAUUAAGCCGCAGUCAAGGAGUUGAAGCUUCUCUUUGUGUACCAUCAGUCCAGGAAGGGAAAAUCCUCACCCUAAAGUCCAAAGUACCAGUUUUGGAUGAAGUAUUAGUGUCUGUUGAAGCCUGCACCUCUACAAUUAGAGCAGAUAACAAUAAACCUGUAGCCAGUGUCCUUGGUGACAGUGGAAGCUCAGGGCUCACUACCUCUGAAAGUCCUAUUAUCUGUGAACAUAGGCUUGACCAGGAAAUAGCACUGAACGUAAAAGAAGAUCAUGAAGUAGAAGUUGACGUACUAAAAGAAAGUGUGGACUUACCAGAAGAAAAGCCUCCAAUUACUGACAGUCCUCCCGAUACUCAAGAAAUUCAUGUAACCGGACGUGAAAAGCUUGAAACUCAAGAUUCAGGAGAACAGGCUAGGAAUAUUUCAUUUAAUGAGUUGUAUCCCUCAGGAACUCUUAAGCUUCAAUAUAAUUUUGAUACCAUUGAGCAACAGUUUUGUGACUUGCCUGAUAAUAAAGACUCUGCUGAGUGUGACAUUGCAGAAGUAGAUGGGGAACUUUUUGUGGCUCAGAGCAACUUUACCUUGAUAUUAGAGGGUGAAGAAGGAGAAAUCGAGACAGGUGAUUCUGCACCAUCGAAUGUGUUACCUAAAGUAGCUAACACAACAACUGAGGAAAAACUUGUAUACAUUCGAGAAAAUGGUGAUCAUGGACAUGUUGCAAAUUUGCCAUCUAUCAUAACCAGCGAUCAAGAGUCCAAAAAGGUAGAGACUUUACCGUAUGUGCCUGAACCGAUUAAAGUAGCCAUUGCAGAAAAUUUAUUAGAUGUAAUUAAAGACACAAGAAGUAAGGAAAUUACUGCAGAUGCAAUGGAACAGUCUAUUAAUGAAAACAUACCUUUAAUAAGUCAAAAAGUAAUAUCUUCUACCAACUUAGUCAAAUCCCCAUUUAAGACCAUUCAGGAAACAAAUACAGUGACUAUAAAUGUCAGCCAAGUUGAUGACACGGUUUCCUCCAGAACUCGCACGAGAGGACAACGCAUCCAAAACCUGAAUAUCAAGUCAGCACAACAGGAGAAGUCAGAAGAUGUUGCUACUCCUAAGACACCGAGGCUGUCAGCUAUGAAGAAAACGAGGAAAACAAAAGAAACUUCUGAGGCUUCAGAAAGUGCCUAUUCUGAUAAGAAAGGAGUAUCUCAGAACCAGCAAAUACCUCAAAAUUCUAUUACUCCAAGGAGAGGAAGGAGAAGAAAAGAAAUUAAUCAAGAUACAUUAGAAAGCAUUGAUUCUGUGGAACAGGAACCACAGGCUAGUACAGGUAAGAAAUUAAAAAUGUUAAAAUCAUCUCAGCUGUUGGAACCAGCAACUGAAGAAACCUCUUUCAGAAAAGAAGUUAAGCUUUCAUCUGCUACAAAAAGGACUCCUAAAAGAAUGAAAAAACCUGUAGAAAAUCAGGAAAGUGUUGAGAUUGUAAAUAAUCUAAAAGUUAUUAAAGAAGUGAGUCCUAGCAGAGGUAUCAGGAAAUUGAGAAGUACUAAUUUAGAAGCUUCUGAAAAUAUACAACAGAAAGAUGAGAAAUCUGGUGACCAGCCGUUGCCUAUUCAGCGCAGUAGAAGAGUCAGAGAGAGAGAAAUUAGCACAAGGGAUGUGGUAGAAGACCCUAAACUUGAUUCAUCCCAGUUGCCUCUUCAGGCAGAAUUUGAUAUGCCUGCCACACCUAGGAAACGAGGUCGACCAAGAAAAAUAAAUCCAUCUGAAGUCGUAGGAUCUAAGCCUAUUAAGGAAGAGACAUGUCUCAAGACAGAAGUUCUCAGCAUCCAAAGGAGAUCUACAAGAAACACCCCAGCUAAAAGUGAAAAUGUUGAUGUUGGAAAACCAGUGUUAGAGAAAUUUGUCUUAGUGCCAAAUGAGGAGCUUGAUGUGGUGAUGAGCUCUAAGAAAAAGCUUACAAAGAAGACUGAAAAUCAAAGCCAAAAACGUUCAUUACGCUCAAUAUCAGAAGAGCACAUAGAUGAAAUGACACACGAAGGGCCACAUGGCCAUGAAGAAAGAUUGCUUGCCACAACUGCUAGUGGGAAAUCUUCCCGUAGCACAAGGACAAGAUCUAGCAAGGCCAUCUUGUCGGACUUUUCUGAACCAAAAAACGAGCCUUUACUUUCUCCUCCUGCAUCAAAAGUUUCAAGAAAAGUAAAAGCUGAAAAAAUAGAGACUCCUGCACAGCUGAAAGAAUUAGUUUCAGAUUUAUCUUCUCAAUUUAUCUCCUCACCUCCUGCUUUGAGGACCAGGAGGAAAAAAAUAUCCAGUGCAUCCCAGCAUAUAGAUGAACUGGAAGAUGAUGCUAAAUCACUAGAAACUGUUGAAAAGCAAAAAGUGAAAAGAAUGAGGACUGAAAAGGCAAAACAAGCAAGCAAAAACACAGAAAAAGCAAGUUCGUGGUCACCUCCUCCAGUAGAAAUUAAGCUGCUUUCUCCCUUGGCAAGCCCAAUUGAUGAUGUAAAGAGCAAACCUAGAAAAACCGCAGAAGUAACAGGAAAAGUUCUUGGAAAGGGCAGAAAGAAACUGUCUUCCUUUCCAAAGCAAAUUUUACGCAGAAAAAUGUUAUAAUUUUUUUCCAAGUUUUUAACGUACACCUAUUUAUAAAGUCAUUGGAAUUGUGUGGAUUAUUAAAAAUCACAUAAUUUGGAAGAAAAUAAUUUAUAUAAAUUAUUGUAAAUUUUUGUAAACAGAAGGUCUUUAAUAAGUAAAGUAACUCCAUAUGGAGUGUGAUUCUUUUUAGUCCAGGCAAUUUUUUUCUAUUUUAUAUUAAGACUUCAUACAUUUAUAUAAUAUGUAAAUAUGGCUUAUUGCAAUGUUAAAUAAAGUGUAUAAUUCACAGUAGUUUGUGUCUGUUAGAUUUUUGAGAGGGGAUUCCUGUUUUUUUAUAUGCUAGUAGGUAUUGAUCCCAUUUUCUUUUUCAUAGUUAAAAUAUUAGACCAAUCUUAAAAUGAGGAUAAUUGAACUGUUGAUUUUACAUUGCUAUUUUAUAAUUUAUGCACUUUGAUUCUGUGAUUAAGAUUUCUAAUCAUAAAAUGUAUUUUGUUUUUGACUGUUACUAUGUUGAAAUUGAACCAUGGGCAUGUAAUUUUGCCACCUUUUUGUAGUUUGACAAAUUUUAAGUAAUCUACCUCAAAUGAGUAAUUUUCUGAGUAAUUCAUUGGUUAACUAUAGUAUUGGCAUUUCUUGUUCAACAGGCUUAAAGUCUUUUUACCUUUAAAGUCUCUUAAUUUUUCAGAGACGAAUUAUCCAGGUUAGAUUGACCGGUUCACUGCUCACUAGCAACCUCAUUAUAGGGUUUUUGAGAAGGAAGGGAAAUGUUACAUAAAUCUGUCUGGCUAUCAGGUGCACCCUGUGUGUGCCUAAUAUUGAUAGGAUGAGAAAUCUGAACACAUUUAUUAUAAUAUUCUUGCUAUAAAGGCACUUGCUACUGAAUCACAGAAAACUUUAAUAUUCAGGUUUUUAAACUGGGAAACGAUCACAGGACCUCAGGCACAAAUUAUCAAGAAUGGAGAGAGUGUGAGUAGAUGUGGAAAAAAGAACAAAACACCUUGUUCUCUGCAGUAUGACUGUGUGCAAUUAAGCAAUGAUACUUGAUGCAGGCUAUAAAGUUCAUUAAUAAAUAAGUGUCGUAAAAUAAUUUAUAACAGGUCAUUGAUAGUAUGUAAUGAGCGGACCAUUUAUAAUUGAUUGUCUAGAAACAGACUGCUUUUGUUGGCUAAGUUUAAUGUUUUAGUGUGAAGCAUAAGCAGUGUGCUUUCUACAUUAUUUUUUUACCAAAUAAUAUGGAUAAUGAGAAAAUGAUGAAAAUGUCUAUGCCAAGUAUUGACAGUGUGAAAGUCGCAGUGCGGGUGCGGCCUUUCAGUCAGGUCAGUGAGAAAUGUUACAAUGCCUUGUGGAAAUUUAACUGACUUUGAUUUUAUUAAUUUUUUUAAUGAUAGUUAUCACACCUGUAUUUAAGCUGCUUGUCAUUUAUGGGAUAUUAAACUUAUUUAAAUGAACUUGUUAUAUGAAUAAUUUAAAGAUCUAAACAUAAUUCAGUAAACAUUUAAUUUCAUUCCUUUGCACAAGUAGCACAAUAAAAAAUACCAACAAGA
Tupaia belangeri chinensis (Chinese tree shrew) is the source of this 8357-nucleotide messenger RNA. It is a transcript of the gene AHCTF1, whose product is annotated as AT-hook containing transcription factor 1. The record is from RefSeq and is a predicted model, not a curated record. Lineage: Eukaryota; Metazoa; Chordata; Mammalia; Scandentia; Tupaiidae. The transcript is spliced from 37 exons. Bases 25 to 6831 code for a protein of 2268 amino acids.